Loa loa (African eye worm) is the source of this 312-nucleotide messenger RNA. RefSeq lists its product as hypothetical. The record is from RefSeq and is a predicted model, not a curated record. NCBI's taxonomy places the organism in Eukaryota, Metazoa, Nematoda, Chromadorea, Rhabditida, Onchocercidae. The transcript has 4 exons. The coding region runs from base 1 to 312 and encodes 103 amino acids.
AUGGGAUAUAGCAUUACACAUAUUACGGAAUAUUUUCGGUUUACUAUAAAUCAUACAUUCGAAAGUACUGGAAAGUUUCCAGUUUUCCGAUAUCCAAAAAUUGCCAUACCGGGUGUUCAGACUGUCCAUUUAUUUACCUUCGGAACAACGAUCUUACUUGUCCAUCGAAUAUGGACUAGAGAGCGACCGCUCAUGAAAAAAGCCCAGGAUGCUGCUUUCAGACUUUAUGAUCAGGUGUUUCAAUCGUUAGUCCCAAAAGGACUCAAUGAUAAAUUCUUGAAAGUGGAAGAAUCAAAAUCGAAAGAAGCAUGA